Fraxinus pennsylvanica is the source of this 936-nucleotide messenger RNA. Lineage: Eukaryota; Viridiplantae; Streptophyta; Magnoliopsida; Lamiales; Oleaceae. The record is from the annotation of a GenBank genome assembly.
AUGGGUUCUUAUGCAGAAUCUAAACUCCCUAUAGUAGAAUUCAACGAAAAAAAUUUGAUUCCUGGUACAAAAUCCUGGGAAUCAACUUCCCAUUCCGUUCGUCGUGCACUCGAAAAAUAUGGAUGUUUCAUAGCAGUGCACGAGAAAAUCACUACUGAAAUGCACGACGCAAUGUUCAAAUCUGCAAUGCCAUUAUACGAACUUCCAGCGGAAAGAAAAAUGAAAUUGGAAUGUAAUUUUCUUGGCUCUGGCUAUGGUUCCAAUUAUCCCAGGAUGCCCCUCUGUGAAUACUUUGGAAUUGAAAAUGGAGCAAAUAUUGAAGGUACCAAAAACUUCGCCAGCCUCAUGUGGCCCGAGGGAAAUGAUCAGUUCAGUGAAACUACAGCUUCGUACUGUAAGCUGUUAUCGGAAUUGGAAGCUGCCAUUACGCAAAUGGUGUUUAGUAGUUAUGGCGUGGAGAAAUACUUCGAGGCUUUCACUCAAUCCUCAUUUUACCUGACAAAAUUCUUGAAAUAUCGAGUCCCAAAGGAAAAUGAGAUUAAUAUGGGACUUGUACCUCAUAUUGAUAAGACUUUUUUUGGCCUAAUUGACACAAGCACAAAAGGUCUAGAGAUUGAAACAAGAGAUGGUGAGUGGAUUAAUUUUGAGCCAGCCCCUAACACUUUCCUAGUCAUUGCAGGCGAGCUAUUCACGGCAUGGAGCAAUGGACGAAUAUAUGCUCCCCUCCAUAAGGUGGUCAUAACAGGAGAUGAAGCAAAAUACUCAGUUGGACAAUUUUUAUUCUCGAAUGGGACGAUGGAAGUACCACCUGAGCUAGUUGAUGAUGAAAAUCCUUUGAAAUUCAAGCCAUUCAAUCAUUUGGAAUUUCUUAAAUAUUGCAAAGAGGGAGGACAAGCAACGUUAAAAAGUGCCAUCGAAACCUAUUGUGGAAUUUGA